Messenger RNA from Parathielavia appendiculata, 1290 nucleotides. RefSeq lists its product as uncharacterized. Gene Ontology annotation, molecular function: 5S rRNA binding; structural constituent of ribosome. The transcript is spliced from 3 exons. NCBI's taxonomy places the organism in Eukaryota, Fungi, Ascomycota, Sordariomycetes, Sordariales, Chaetomiaceae. Gene Ontology annotation, biological process: translation; ribosomal large subunit assembly. Gene Ontology annotation, cellular component: cytosolic large ribosomal subunit; ribosome. The record is from RefSeq and is a predicted model, not a curated record. Bases 39 to 944 code for a protein of 301 amino acids.
GACCUGCCAGUACGCAUCGCCCGCCUUCAGCAGUCAAAAUGGCCUUCCACAAGCUGGUCAAGAACAGCGCGUACUACAGCCGCUUCCAGACCAAGUACAAGCGCAGGAGGCAGGGCAAGACCGACUACUAUGCCCGCAAGCGCCUGAUCACCCAGGCCAAGAACAAGUACAAUGCGCCCAAGUACCGCCUGGUCGUCCGCUUCACCAACCGCGACAUCAUCACCCAGAUUGUGACGUCGGAGAUCAACGGCGACAAGGUUUUCUGCGCUGCCUACUCGCACGAGCUCCGCGCCUACGGCAUCGAGCACGGUCUUACCAACUGGGCCGCCGCUUACGCCACCGGCCUGCUCCUCGCCCGCCGCGUCCUGAAGAAGCUCGGUCUGGACAAGGACUUUGCUGGUGUUGAGGAGCCCGAUGGAGAGUACACCCUCACUGAGGCUGCUGAGACCGACGACGGCGAGCGCCGUCCCUUCAAGGCAUUCCUUGAUGUCGGCCUUGCCCGCACCUCGACCGGUGCCCGCGUCUUCGGCGUCAUGAAGGGCGCUUCCGACGGUGGCAUCUUGGUUCCUCACUCCGAGAACCGCUUCCCCGGUUUCGACAUCGAGACGGAGGAGCUUGACGCCGAGACACUCAAGAAGUACAUCUUUGGCGGCCACGUCGCCGAAUACAUGGAGACUCUUGCCGACGACGAUGAGGAGCGGUACAAGAGCCAGUUUGUCAAGUACAUCGAGGAUGAUCUGGAGGCCGAUGCUCUGGAGGACCUCUACGCCGAGGCGCACAAGGCCAUCCGUGAGGACCCCUUCAAGAAGUACGAGAGCGACGCGCCCAAGAAGAGCAAGGAGGAGUGGAAGCAGGAGUCGCUCAAGUACAGGAAGUCCAAGCUCACCCUGGAGGAGCGCCAGCAGCGCGUGCAGGCUCGCAUUGCCGAGCUCCGGGAGGAGUAGAAUGGGUUUGUGCUAGGGACUGGUCGCAUCGUCUGGGCUCAUGGCUGCUUGUUUAGGAGUUUCAUCGGGGACACAUGGGGGUCAAUGAUCAGGGUUCACCAAAAGCCAAUUAACUUCCGAGCUUGUGCAGAUGAUACAAUUCCGGAUCUGGCCGGUCGUGAUGCAAGAGCCGCUACAAGCUGUGGCUCCAUUUUGAUGCGCCUAACCAUUUUGGAGAACAUAGUGUGCCUUCUAGAGCUCAUGAAGGUUGUGUCGCAUGAGCAAUCGGCGUGUGGUACUAGUAGCGCAACUACUCGACAUUCCCGAACAGAGUCUACACCGUAGAGUCCUAAAGACGGAGCUAUCC